Mitosporidium daphniae is the source of this 2421-nucleotide messenger RNA. RefSeq lists its product as uncharacterized. Gene Ontology annotation, molecular function: ATP binding; P-type divalent copper transporter activity; ATP hydrolysis activity. Gene Ontology annotation, cellular component: membrane. The record is from RefSeq and is a predicted model, not a curated record. The transcript has a single exon. Lineage: Eukaryota; Fungi; Microsporidia. The coding region runs from base 1 to 2421 and encodes 806 amino acids. Gene Ontology annotation, biological process: copper ion homeostasis.
AUGUCUAGCGAUUGUAGUGAUUCGAUUUCUUCUUACCUGGAAAAACGGAUAAUUCCUUGCCUUGAAGAGGCCGGGUUUCCAUGUUUUCUAAUUGACCUUUCCCAAGAAUUGGGGGUCAAUGUUUCUACUGAUAUGAAGAUGCCAUACGAUGUAUUUAUUAAUACCAAAUACUCGCCUAAAAAUUUGUUUUUCAAUGAUGUGGCAUUGUUAUCUUCAGAAGAAUUUGUACAUUCUUCUGUAAUCCCAGGAAUUACUCUUAAAGGUCCAUUAAAAAGAAACGAAGAUCAAAUGUCUUUUUAUGCUAGCAUUUCGGACAACUUCUCCAUCUUAAUUUCCCUACUUCCUGCUAAUAGUACUAUUGUAAAGAUAGACUGCAUUGAUCGGUCAAAGGCGCCAAAGAGCAAAAAAUAUCUUUUCAACGACUUGAUACUUUGUGUUGGGACACUAACACUUCAAUUCGUGUUUUCCUUUUUGCCUAUUUCCAUCAUUUUCCAGCUAUUGCUGGUGAUUGUGCUAUUAGCAUUUAGCACAUACAUUCGAAUUGUGAUUAAAUUUGGGCUAAGAAACUUGGCUAAUGGACAUCCAACGAUGGACUCGCUGGUGUCUCUGGCGCUUCUUGGAUCAUUUGUACUGGAAAUCAUGAAUUUAGACGGUCUAGAUCCAUUUUUUUCCUUUACAAUGCUAUUGAUAUCUGUUUUGAUUGGACGUAUUUUGGAAGAUCAAGCUGGACACAAAGGAGUCUGUUUGAAUGCUGAAAGGACCAUAUUAGCUAAAAUGCUAAAGCCAGACAACGAAAAUUUUGUGGAGAUCUUCAUGUCGCCCGAGCUGCUAUCCCCCGGAGAUUUGGUCCGAAUACUCCCGGGAGAAGUUGUGCCUGUAGAUGGAAAGCUUGUUCUAGGAGCCUGUUCAUAUUUUGACGAAUCAUUUAUAACUGGAGAAUCCGUUCCGGUUUAUAAAGAAAGCAAUGCCAUUACGAUUUGCGAUUGUAAAAUUGUCAAUUCGAAAUACUCAGAUAUCGUAUUGGCAGGAACAAAAAAUGUCGCAAUUGGGAGGCCGGUCAUUAUGGAAUGUUCCCAUUCUCUUAAUGGGUCUAUAUCAUCUUGUUUGGCCCGAAUAACAGAAAGUGCGCUCUCGAAACAAUCCAAUGCUCAAAGAUUUGCUGACAGCUUGGCCAAAUGGUUUGUUCCUUUUGUUCUGGGAUUAUCUGGAUUGACAUUUAUCUCGAAUGUGAUCAUAUUUUUGGACCUCAAACUUGCACUCGAAAGGUCCGUCUCUGUGAUGGUUUCUGCAUGUCCCUGUGCUAUGGCGCUUGCAGCGCCAAUUAUUUUCUCUACUGCUAUCAAGUUAGCUAGGGAAAGAGGUGUAAUUUUUAAUGGUAUGUCAUCCUUCGAAUCCCUUUCAACAAUUCAGCAAAUCUUUUUUGACAAAACCGGAACAAUUACAGCGGGGACGUUUACUCUGAAAGGACUAUUUCUAUAUCCGGCAAAUCGACAGGAUUCUUAUCGCAUUUUGGCAAUCAUUAAGAGACUGGCAAGUACAUCCACCCAUCCCAUUUGCUCUUCGCUCACCCAUCAUUUGCAGCUGUUGGACGGUGCAUCGAUGGAGGAGCAUGCCGUUGAUGAUUUUUGCGAGAUUCCUGGAAGAGGAAUCUCGUGUUCUAUUCGCAUUUGUGGCGUUGGAAAAUCAAUCAAAGCUUUGCUCGGAAAUUGGUUGCUGCUUGAAGAAAAUGGAAUUAAAGCACCGCAGGUUUGUGACGAUUCGACAAUGGUUUUGUUUGCCUUGGAAGGUGUACACAUUGCCACGAUUACGUUUUCAGAGUCCGUUCGGGAAGAAGCACCCUUUGUGAUUGGUGAGCUAUCCAAAAUAAUGCGGGUUUCAAUCCUCACUGGGGAUAGAAAGGGGGCAGCCCAGGCAGCUGCCAUUGCUGUUGGGUUGGACUCGGAUAUCUUCUAUGAGUGUGAUCCAUUUGCAAAGGAAAAAAUUGUGCAAGAUGCCGCUAGAGGCGAUCAGAGCAUGCGGCCAAUUCCGGUAGCCAUGGUUGGUGAUGGGUUGAACGAUUCUGCGGCAAUGGCCAAUGCUACCCUUUCAAUUGCAAUUGGAACGGGAAGUCCCUCCAUUUUGUGGAGUAGUAAAAUGGUGAUUAUGCGAUCAAACCACCCAUUAUCACUGAUUCCAGAAAUGAUACAUCUCUGCCAAAGAGCAAAGAAAUGGAUAUAUGCUCUUUGGAUUGGUUCGCUGCUUUACAAUAGCAUAAUCCUUCCAAUGGAAAUGGGGCUACUCGGGGACAUCUUCCUUCCUUCUUAUAUGGCAUCGCUUUUGAUGUCACUGUCCAGCAUCGGCGUUCUCGUGAGUGGUCAUUUGUUUUCUUUUUUUAACUCUUCUGCAAAACUCAUGUCACUGGCAAAGAUCCAAAAGGCUUAG